CAGAAACCCUAAUGUGUUAUGUGACGUGAUCACUAGCGGGUUUCUCUUCAGAGAUAUAUAAGUCCCUUCAUUCCGAACAAUCGCAUAACAAGCAUCAAGGCCGCAGCUGUCUAACGCUCGUGGAUUGUCUGAGGAGCUCUGGCACUGGUCACGUUCUACUACUGGCACGUGUGAAAGACUAAAGACCAGAGGAUUUCUGGACACGUACAAAUAUGACAACCACUCUUCUCAGUUGCUGAAAAUCUCAAAAGCUACUGUCCCUACUACUCGAUGCCUUUGGCGUUGAUUUGCUGAUAAGAAUACCAGUUUUGGUUGGGGGACUCUUCUAUUCCGUGUCUGAAAGAGCAGGGAAACGUUGUGCUUAGGAAACGAUUUGUUGAUUUUUUGGCCAGAGUUUGUUAGUUAUUCUAUUACUUGUGAAUUUUAUAUGAGCAAGUGAGAGUUUUACUGAUACACGUUAUUCUCUAGAUAAUGAAAUCGAAUACACUGAGUGAUAUGAACAAACUUACAGGAACCGCAUUAACGAGUUUGUGCGUGACUUCACUCUUAUUUCAACUUACUGCUUCUUUCGAAUGUCAGUUCCCCGCUAGAUGGACUGGUCUGUGGUUUCAAAAAGGACUAGAGCCACCCAUCAGGAUAGAGGGUGACACUUUCUCCUGGAGGGGAAAGUGCAUUCAUUCAGAAGGCGAUUUAUUUUUAAUUGAUGACAGCCAGUUAGGAUGCUCAAGAUGUGUUGUGAUCUACGAGAAACAUCCCAAUGUCCUACAGUACAGAGAGACUUUCUGCGAAAAGCAUCAGAAUCUGGAUGAGGCAUGCGCAAAAUUAAGCGUUGAUGCUCAUCUACAUUCCAUGUUUAGAGUUGAUGCUGCUCCUGUUUCCUGUCCUUUCAAAGGACCUUUCACCUUUACCUAUAGCCGUGGUCAUGGAGAGUGCAACUAUCCAGUGUCCACGAUCGACUCCUGCACCGAUAACUCCAAACUUUUAUUCCGGUUUCAGGCUUGCGUGGAUGUGAUUAAAUCGGAGAGUAGUGAAGAAGAACUGACAUGUGUAGCGACGUGGAAGGAAGGUUCAUCUCAUUAUCUGGUAGGGAAAAUGAUCAAAAAGAAAAAACACAGGAUCUCUUACAAGGACGAAGACACUUACCGAUGUUUUAUUUACGACAGUCUUCCAGACAGCUUCCUUCUGUCUCAGUCAGCUGAUGCCACGUGUGACGGCCUUGUUUCACCAAGGGAGGGCUAUCGGACUAUGCACCUUAGAAAGAGCAAACACCCUUAUAUAGAAUGUCAAUUUCCUGGUUGGGUCACUGCUCAUCAGCAUUGGCAUACCCUAGACAACAGUAAGUCCUAUAUAUUCAGCCAAUGGAAUUCUAGUUUCCGCAUUAGCCAUAGUGAUCUUGGUUAUCAGGACACGAAAGUAACCUGUACCAAAGAGGUUAUCAACACAAUGAAUACGACAGUAGUGGUGGCAUACAGUACAUCAGGAUGUGAUAAUGGUUUUGUGUGCAUAAGCUUUCAUCGUAGGAACAAACACAUCACCGAACUUCAGAUUGGAAACUUCGCUAGAAGAGUUGAAGACGCUUGUCUCCCCCCAGUCCAUGUUCCUGGUAGCCAGGAGUACAUUACUUUAGUGACUUCCACGCCUCAUACUAACCUGUGUCCAGCAGUAGCAGAAACCGAUGGUCUUCGCGUAGAGACAGGAAAACUUAGCUCCUUGCCUGAAAAGUGCACCCAAUACUCCACAGCCGUUGUCGGUUGCAGGAAUGACAACACCUUGGAAUUUUUGACGAAAUGUGCAUCAUAUCGAGAAUUGAAACGAUUCCAAUGUCAUGGAACUUGGGAAGAAAAAGGUCGAACUUAUCUAGUAACUGGACUGAGAGAAUCACGACGCAAAUUCUGUUUUGUGUUCUCAUCUAAUUCACGAGUGACCCGGAUGUCAGGUUUACAUGAUACUUGUUCUCGUAAUGUUCAACCUGGUAUUACUGGGAACCUAACCUUCAACAUUACGGCAGCAGGAGAUUGUGACUAUACCCUAAACGCAGUCACCAGUCUAUCGUAUUCGGGAAGCCUACUUUUUGCUAUAUUUUUAGUUCUUACGAGAAAUAGUCGGUGAUUGGCUUGCCAGGGAUGUUUCAUGUGGAAGCUUUCGAUGCGUUUACCAGGAAACUAGGAAAGACUAGAAGAUCAUUUAAGUGCCUCUUUGUGAAGUCCCUCUCACGGUUGCUAGACAAACUUCCGAACAGUGAAUAGUCUUUCACAGCACCUUGACAUAUUUUCAGAAGAUGCGAUAAAGUCAGUUAGUGACAUUUAAUUUAUUAAGAUUAUAAGAAUUGUGAACACAGAAGAAUACUUAAAACUAAUUAUAUUUAUUGUAAAAUAAAAAGUGCAAUCAUUUUGGAGGCUGUGUUUAGUGUUAAUAUCAAAGACCAGAAUGAAAAAAAAAGAUUAGGUAAAGGAUAUAUUUGUAUAAUUGUAUGUGUACAUGUAAGUGUAUGUAUAUUUCGAUUAACCUACUCGUUUUGUAGGUAAAAAAACCCGAUGAUAUGGAUUUGUUAUUGAAGACUUACAUAAUUUUAUUUUAACAAACAAUGGAUCACCUUCUUUACCAUGUUUUGUUCUUGCUUAUGACAAAAGUACAUCUUAAUUAAGAACAUUGACGAAGAACGUUAUGUGAUUAAAACUCAGUACAUUCCUUUUCUAUAACAAACACACAAAACUUUUUUAAAGGCCUAAAUGCUUCACGGUAAUAUAUAUAUAAAUAAAUCUACAACAUUUAUUAUCAGAAACGUAGUUGCAACUACAUGCAAACAUACACACAAAUGUACAUGUAUAGUACAUAUAUAUGUAAUGGGAGAGAUUAAAACAAUUAAAAUUUCAUUCAUUUUGAAAUAAAAUGUUAUAUGAUAUUUAUUGCUCAUUAUAUAAUGACUGUUUCGUGACGGUAUCUGUGUAGUUUAUCAGAAAGAAUUGUUUUUCAAAGAGAACUUUUAGGGGGUUGAACGAAUCAUCCCUGCUUUGAAAUGUCUUGUACUUGCUUUAGAAUUAUGUAAUUUUAAAUCUUUAUUGUGUGUUAAGGUUUCUUUUUUUCAAGCACUUCAGAUUCCCAAGUCAUGGGUUCAAACCCUGUCGCUGUAAUCCGAUGUCUUUCCGUAACUCACGAGUAGCUGUAUAACUCCUCUAUUUUGUACCAAGCAAAAAAAUAAAAUAAAAAUCAAUAAAAAAUAAAUAAUCAGCAGAUUUAGAAUAUGUUCUAAAGUGUAUUGUUUUUCUGUACUUCUAUUAAUUCAUUAAAAUAUACAGUUAAUCCCCAA
This is a messenger RNA of Limulus polyphemus (Atlantic horseshoe crab), 3307 nucleotides long. RefSeq lists its product as uncharacterized. The coding region runs from base 472 to 2109 and encodes 545 amino acids. The transcript has 14 exons. NCBI's taxonomy places the organism in Eukaryota, Metazoa, Arthropoda, Merostomata, Xiphosura, Limulidae. The record is from RefSeq and is a predicted model, not a curated record.